AUGGCCGUUUCUGAAGCCAAGCCUUUCUGGAAGGACGACGAGAUUGCCGUGGACCGAGAUGGCAUCCCUCACUUUACUGGAGCAAGGCCGGAGCUGAUGAAGGAGUAUCGCAGAAGGGUGCUUUUCGCCUACAACAACCUCGAGGGCAGUGGCGAUGACGAAGCCAAAAAAGCUCGGAGUUUGAAGAAGAAGAAGGCACGCUUUGCCAAGCGACUCCUGGAUGCUCUACAUGGUGAGGCAUGGCGCUCGUGUCAAGAUCUGCUUCUGGAUGCGGAAGGCUUGCGAAAAGAGGAUGGCUACAAGAUGGUCUUUGCAGCCCUGCAGUCGAUCGAGAAGGUCGGCGUGAUCAAGAAGACGGAGGCCUUUGACCACUUCUUCGAGCGCUGCUACCGGAGGCGAGGCCAGUCCAUCGACCAGUUCCUUCGGACACGGAGCGAGGGAUGGAGCGACCUCCGAGACCUGGCCGAGGGGAUCAACAUGAGCGAGGACCUCCUGGCCUACUUCCUGCUCAAGAGUGCCAACCUCAGUCGUGAAGAAAGGCGACAGAUUCUGCUGGCAAACCAGUCCGACUAUAGCUUGGCAGGAAUCGAGAAAGCCCUUCGCGUCUCGUUCUUUGACCUCCACGAGAAGGAGAAGGGACGGGACUGGAGCUCGACCGCGACGAGGAAGCCAGCCAAAGGCUUCGGCAAGCGAAGCUAUCACGCCCACUUGGCCGAGGACGGCGAGGCUGGCGAGUCGGAUGGUGGCACGGCGGACGAGGGCGAAGCCUAUGAAGAGGAGCAUGCUUUGGAGGCCGAAGCCGAGCAAGGCGAGCAGGAGGAGUUCUCGGACGUUGGCGCGUCGAACGACGACGAGGUCUACGAAGCCUAUGUGAGCUACAAGGACUCGCGAAAGAAGUUGAAGGAGAUGCAACGCAGCAGAGGCUUCGUGAAGAGCCGAGACGACCAGGCGGAGGACCGACGUCUUGCUGUGCAGCGAGAGAAACAGAGAACAAGGUGCUCUGCCUGCAAUAAGCUGGGCCACUGGGCAGGUGACGCUAUCUGUCCUCGUCGUUCUGGAGGCGGGCCAGCAAGGGGAUCCUCAAGCAAGGGUCGUGGCAAGAAGGGUCGAAGCUCCUCAUCUUCCAAGGGGUCUGGCAAAGCCUAUUUUGUGUCAGAGGCCAAGCCGUUGUUCUUCUCCCUCGCCGAUGACGAGCAGGAGGAGCAGUUCUGCAACAUGGUCCGCGACACCGACGGAGAGAAGGACAUGGAGCAGGACGCUGGCAACACAUACCUCGACAAGCGCCGGAAGGAGGCCAGAGCGGAGCCAGAGAGUGACAGCCUAGUUUGCCCCGAGCAGAACCAGCACAUCAUCGUCAGCGUGCCGGCCAACAAGAUCAAGAAGAUCCAUGUUAAGUCCUUGGCCCUCGCGCGCCCGGUAGGUUUGGAAGAGAUGAGGGUCAGGGAGCUGCAAGCCGACUGCGACCGUUGGGGCAUUGCAGUUUCCGGGUCCAAGUCCGAGAUUCUGCUUCGACUUCGUCGACUUUAUGGUGGCGAGAUGGUGCUGCAGAAGCGCUACCAGAUAUGUGCAGUUGGUCCCGGAACCACUGGCGACAGCGGCGACGGCUACAGGAAGCACGACAGCGACGGCAUCGGACCGCUGGUUGACCCACGCACGGGCGUGGUUGUGCCGCCUGAGAUCGUGUUCGACCAACCGGCGCCGCAAGGAUGGAACAGCUUUCUUCUUCGGGUGUUUCAAUUUUGGCAAGUCCAAUUCUGCACUUUCUUCCCGAUUUGGGAGACCGAGAUUUCACCCUCGCUGGCCGGCCGGGCUUACAUGGCCAAUGGCGGGGACUGCAAGAAUCUGAAUUCGAUCAAUGAGCCCAAUGAAGUCCCUUUGAAUUCGCAGAACGCAGACUUUGACGAAGCGCUGGCUGGUACCAAUUUGGACCGGCGCCUUUUUGAGGACCGAGACGGUCACAUCAAUGAGGCCCACGUGGCCCUCUUGGACACGGCGUGCACGGCCUGCCUUCACUCAAAGAAAUGGAGACAAGCCUACAGCUUGACGCUUCCGCCUGGAUACCAGUGCACUGCCACUAGCUCCAAGAAGACCAUUCAUUUCGCCAAUGGCGAGAGUGAGAGCCGAAUGGUGGUAUGGCGCAUACCAAUCUUUCUUCAAGGCGUGGCUGGUGAGGUGCACUCUGCCGAGCUCGAUGCAGGGGCCACGCCACUCCUCUUCUCGAUUCCGGCGAUGCAGGCCUUGGACAUGGUGCUCUGCAUGAAAGACCUGAAGGUUGGCAUCCGAGCCCUCGACCUCGAGAUGCCCAUGCAGGUCACACGUUCGAAGCACAUUGCCCUGAACAUCGCCUUUGACCCGGCGGUCGGUACACGAGAAGAUCGGCAAGCAGGCGGUCAGCCACGGGCACAUUCCGACGCGGGGGACUUUGUAGCCUACUUUGUGGAUGAGGCGCGGCUGCCAAUACUUCACCAAUGUGCGCCGCCUGUGGAAGCCGAAGCUUUCUGGAAUCGGGGCAAGGCAGCUCCGAACCUUGGGCCCCGAGGCGUGCACACCAACGACAAGGUCGGGGAGCUUAAGCAGAGAAGAGUCGACGAGCUGCAGCGAGCGGCAAGGAAGCACCAACUACGAGACCAACGCUCCUGGUCGGCUUUGAGGCGCGACUUCACCAUGGCAGAGCAACACGCCACUCGCGGCUUCAAGGACACGGUGAUCUUUGAACCCUUUGCCGGCACCUUUGGCAUUACGCGAGUUGCGGCGGAGGAGUUUGGCUGGACAUGUUCCCAACCGAUGGACCUCCUUGACGGCUACGAUCUUCUUUCGGGAGCAGGCCGACAGCUUGUGAAGCAGGUAUUGGCAGAACAUCGUCCGUACCUGGUUGUUUUGGCCUCCGACUGCCGUAUAUGGAGUUGGGCGACGAGCUUUACAGUUGGUUCGUUGGAUAUGCCAGGUGCAAGAUCGAGCCGGGCGAUACUACCUAGUGGAAAAUCAUGUGGUUCCGUCGCCUGGUUCUUUGAGGGCAUCCUCGGCAAGCUGCUGGAGAAUGCGCGCGGCAAGUUCCUUUAUGGCGACCAGUGUCGUUUUGGGAAGAGAGACUCUGAGAGCAAAAGGCCCGUUCGGAAGAGGACCGGCUGGCUUAGCAACUCGGAGCCCCUCCUGAACCAGCUGGGCAAGCAGUGUGUCUGCCCGCCUGGAGCACAUGAGCAAGUUCUGGGGAGCAAUGCGGGGGGACUUCGGUCGAAGCAGGCUGCAGAGUAUCCCAGAGCGCUUUGCCGCGCUGUUUGCCAAGGAGCUCUCGAGACGAUGGUGCUUGACUAUGCGGCCGACAUGACCUACCAUCAGGGCAUCUCCUUUGAAGGCGCCUACGAAGGCGAGGAGGAGGCCCAUGACUUCGACUCUGGUGACGAGGACCAAGAAGAGCCAGCGGAAGACGAGUGGAGACUUGAAGACGGAGAUCGACUUCUACGACUUCAUCGUGUUCCACGGCGGCGGCUUUUCCUGCCUUUGUCCUCGACCGCUCCACCAUGUUCGUUGGCGUCAUUGCAGAGCAGGAGGCGGACAAUGAUGGUGUUGCAGGGCGGCGCCAGACGAGAGCACGUCGACAACUGGCACGAAGCAUCGUGGAACCCGCGUGGGAUUGCAAUGGACCACCUGUGGACCGGGACUACGGAGUUCCUACUGCAAACGGCCGCCACGGCUUUGGAGGAGGAAAUCCAACAGCAGCGCCAGCAACAACCACCACCAGAUCAACAUGGGCACUUCGACGGGUCAGCGGCGCCUUUCGACUCUGCCGCCUACCCGGAUGACCACAUGAGUGACUACGAGCCCUCUCUUGUGGAUAGGCCAGCCGGACCAUAUCCAUCACAACCACCAGCUUCUCCACAUCCACUACCAGAGGGUACCGAGACAGAGCAUCAUGGCAUGGAGGAUUUAGCAGCAGCAACAACCACGGUCAGCCAGGAGGACACCGUCGGACUACUAGAGUCGACACUGGACUACGUGCAGCAAGAGGGGGCCAACGGGUGGAACAAGAUCAACACCGACACCGAUUUGGGGAAGGCAUGGGUCUCCCUAGAAGGUGGCAGUGCCGAUGUCUCUUUGAUCCUUUGCUCCACGGUGGCCCGCAGGUUAAAGAAGCCACAACCACAUGCUGGUCCUCAUGACGUGCGCCUUCGGCGUUCCUAUUUGCUGCUGGAUGACGGCACAGUGCUCGCUACGGAUUGGGAGUCCUGGGGCACGAUGUCACCGGCAUCUCAGGUUCGUCCUUUGGUGGCGCCGCAGCGGCGCCUUUACUUGGUGCUGUUCGGGAAGGAGAUUGGUGAAGAGGAUGCCGGCGAGGAGCCCGAUCAGCUACAGCAACGUGAAGAGGCAAGAGAGAGGAAAUGGCAAGCUUUGCCAAGAGAGUUGAAGUUGGCGAUCAAGCGCGUGCACGAGAACCUCGGGCAUGCAAGUCAACCAGCUCUACUUCGAGCCCUGAGGAUCGCCAGAGCAUCCGAAGUGGCCAUUAAGGCGGCUCGACUUUUCCGUUGCCCAGAGUGCCCACGACUUCGAGAACCGAGGCAUCCAAGACCAUCGAAAUUGCCCAUCGCGAAUGAAUUCGACAUCAUGAUUGGCAUCGACAUUUUCAACGUCAAGGCAUGGUGCCAUCUGGAAGCAGACUUUCAAGAGGGCGGCGUGGUCGCAACAGGUGGCUGGUUUGCAGGAAGUGCAAGCCUUGACUGCGGCCACCAACCAGAGCAAGAAUUCCUUGACAGGAAAUCCGGCUUCUCCCCGGCCCAAUGGGUCCUAGGCCGGGACAUUCGUUUGCCCGCCGACUUGGCGGAUGAUGCAGAAGUUGCCCGGAUUGGGGCCCAAACACUGGCUGCAACACCUGGGAGCAUUUUCUUUCGCAAAGCCCAACUUCGGCAAGCAGCGAGGGAAGCCUUUACCAAGACUGCAAAUGACGAUGCGUUGAGACGAGCAGAGCUUCGACAAGUACGGCCAUCACGGGGUCCAUUUCCAGUCGGCAGCUACGUGUUCUACUACGACGCUUCAAGCAAGGAGCCCGGGCCAAACUGCUGGAGAGGUGUUGCCAGGGUUGUCGGCAAAGACGGCAGCCACACCAUCUGGGUUUCACACCGGGGAAUUCUUUUGGCAGUCAGUCCCGAGCACCUGGCCAAGGCGCGCAACGAGGAGGUGAACCAAUGGCUGUCAGUCGGGAACGAGGUCGUUCUCCUAGAUGCAGUUCCAGCUUCCGCAGGAUCCGGCUUCAUAGACCUUCGUGGGGCACCGAAACCCCCAGAGCCACCAAGUGACGGCGAAGAACCGAGAGGAGAUCUUGAAGCAGCAGGCGGAGACGCCAUGUUGGAUGCCCCGGAGCCGGAACUCAGCGAGCAAGGAAGUCAAGUGAGUGAGGAAAAGCGGAGAAGGCGUGGAAGCAAGGGUUCGGCAACGACCGCUGCAUCGACUUCUCCUAUGCCGCCGCCAAUUUUGCCAUCGACGCCGGCCGACAUUCCUGUUGACCCACAUGGGCUUCCUGAUUUCGACUUGGAGGGCAACGAGGGCAACAUGGAGUUUGACCCAGAGCUUCACGACUACCACCAGGCCAUCCCGGCACCAACGUUGUCGCCCAUCAUUGAAGAUGCAGAUGGCGAAGCCCGAGAGCGGGAAGCCAAGCGACAGCGUGUUCGAGAGGAAGGCCACCACGCCAACUUCGCCAAGGAGGAGAGCUGCGAGGCCUACCUGGCGGCGGAAGGUGGACGAUACCUGGACGAGAAGGUUGUGAAGCACUAUGCCCAGCACGAGCACGCCUACCAGACCCUAGGAGUUUCCGAGGGUGACCUUCUUUUCGGUGUUCACCGCAACGACUUCCAGAAGCAGUACGAAGCACUUGCGGUGACGAAUCCCAACGACUCGGGUGCGAAGAAGAAGGGCAGGAAGGAGAUUCUGUUGAAGGAUCUGGACGCCGAGCAGAGGGAGCUCUUCUGCGGCAAGGGCGGCUCGGACGAGAAAGAGUGGAGCGCCUGGAAGACCAAAGAUGCUUGCGACAUUGUGUCUCCCGAGCUGAGCGAGAAGGUGAGACGCGAGAAGCCCGAUCUCAUCAUACCGACACGGUGGUUCCUGGCCAAGAGCAGACUGGUCGUGCAGGGCUUCAAGGACAAGUCGCUUGGACGUUUUCGUCGGGACGCCCCCACAGCAAGUGCAGUUGCUGAAAGCAUUUGUUUGGCAGUUUGCGCCUUCUUCAAGUUCACGCUUUUCGCCAAGGACAUCAAGAAUGCAUACUUUUCUGGUAAAAGCGUGGACAGAGAGAUAUAUCUGGAACAACCCAGAGGAGGCCUUCCAGGUUUGCUGCCAGGACAAUUGCUUCAAGCCAAGAAAGCCAUUUAUGGUUUUGCUGAGGCGGCCAGACUUUUCUGGCUGGCUUUGAGGGAGCACCUGCUUUCCGAUGGCUGGGUCGAGAGCAAGCUCGAGCCAGCACUUUUCUACUUGCGUCAGCAAGGCCGUUUAGUUGGCAUUCUCGUCACCCAUGUUGACGACCUCGAGGGCGGUGUCAAUGAGAAGGUGAUCAACUCAGCUUUUGAGCGUUCGGCAAGAGCUUUGGAAUUCGCUACCAACCACUACAAGGAUUUCAUCUUCCGUGGACGUGAGGUCCGCCAGAACGAGCACAACCACAUCGAUGUCUCCAUGAAGAACUACGCCCUCUCCAUGAAGACCGUGAAGGUUGACUCUGGAAGACGGAAGGAGUUGAGGUCCGAGCUCACGCCAGAGGAGCUCAGUGUUUUCCAAAGCAGCGCCGGUGAGCUUGGAUGGACCACGCGUCAACUGAGAUGCGACUUGGCAUACGAGAACGGCGUGGUCCAGAGAAGCAAGACGGACACCUGCGUAGCAGAUCUUCUACUGCUCAAACAAUAUAUCGGCCUUGCCCGAAGAGGGGCAAAUUUCCGACAAAGAUAUUGGUCGGAUGUUGAUUUGGAAAGUGGCGUAAUCCUGCACCUCGCGGAUUCAGGCCACGCCAAUGGCACUCCUGACCACAACGAGGAGUUGAAGUACAGAAGCGUGGGCGGAUACUUCAUCAUGAUCGCCAACCCGGAGAUCCUGAAGGGCGAGGAGGCAAGGGCCAAUAUCCUGGCCUACCACUCCACGCUUACAAAGCGAGUUUGCCGCAGUACACUGGCGGCUGAAGCCAGCCACCUGGCUGAGGCGGUGGAAGCUGGCGACUGGAUCAUCGUCUUGAUGGAGGAGGCGCUCACGGGCUAUGUCGACUUGAAGAACUGGGACAAGAUCAUCGAGCAGAGGAAGAGGGCGUAUGUCACUGACGCCCGUUCUGUUUACGAUUAUCUUCAACGAGACGCAACGUCGACUUCGAGCGACAAGCGGAUGGCGAUAGAGGGUGCACUACUUCGUGAAACAGUUCGCCGCGAUAGGGCCUACGUCAAGUGGAUUGACGGGCAACAGAACAUCGCCAACGUUCUCACGAAGGCGAAUGCUGAGAAAGACAUCCUUAGAGACUUUCUUCGAACGGGUCUCCUCUGCUUAACCCAGACAGAGGCCAACCGCGCCUUGAAGGAGCGCAAACAGCAGCAGAGGCAGCAGCGCAAGAAGGUCAAGGAUGAGCACCAGUACCGCAAGGCGCAUCUUCGAGCUCUUCGGCGCGAGGAUGUGGCAAAGCAAGUUGAGGGCAUGGAGCUGAUGGACGACAACUUGACCGACAACGAAAAGAAAAUAGAGGAGUGUGAGAAUUCUCCUUGA
Molecule: messenger RNA, 7722 nt
Organism: Symbiodinium pilosum
Lineage: Eukaryota; Dinophyceae; Suessiales; Symbiodiniaceae
Source: the annotation of a GenBank genome assembly